This is a messenger RNA of Chaetura pelagica (chimney swift), 3843 nucleotides long. It is a transcript of the gene PASK, whose product is annotated as PAS domain containing serine/threonine kinase. The record is from RefSeq and is a predicted model, not a curated record. The transcript has 19 exons. Gene Ontology annotation, cellular component: cytoplasm; cytosol; nucleus. Gene Ontology annotation, molecular function: ATP binding; protein serine/threonine kinase activity. Gene Ontology annotation, biological process: protein phosphorylation; negative regulation of glycogen biosynthetic process; intracellular signal transduction. Bases 1 to 3843 code for a protein of 1280 amino acids. NCBI's taxonomy places the organism in Eukaryota, Metazoa, Chordata, Aves, Apodiformes, Apodidae.
AUGGCAGCCCAGGCCUCUAGCCCCUCCCAGGGGGGUCUUCUGCCCUCAUCAGUCAACUCAGUCCUUGCCCACUGGAAUGACUCUGAUAAGCUCAGUAGAUCCUACCCCCGGGCCAGCAGGAGAAGGCAGCUCUCUGGACUCUGCCGGCUGAGAGCGUCUCUGCCUGGGGAGAAAUGGAGCUCUUACUGUUUGUCAUCACUGACAGCUCAUAACAUUUGUAUGAGCAAAACUGCUAACUGUGGGGCUCAGUGGGAUUCUGCCUCUCUCUCCACUUCCAUUGGAAGUUCUUCUUGCUCCUUUUUGCAUCCCCUGGCUGUGGAGGAAUCCAGCCAGCACCUCCCUGCACGGAAUCAAAACAAAGCCAUCCUCACUGUUGAUGCCAACACAACAGAGAUCCUAGUGGCUAAUGACAAAGCCUGCCAGCUGUUUGGGUGCAGGAGUGAGGAACUCAUUGGUCAAAAGCUGUCCCACUUGAUAUGCAAAUCCAGUCAAGAGGCAUGGAAAGCUGUGGGUGAGGAGAACAUAGGAACUGAUGAGCAUCCAUUGGUGAUUUCAGGAACUGUGGUGGAUGUUGUUGGCCAUCUGCAAGAGAAGAUCCCCGUCUCAGUCUGGUUGAGGGAAAUAAGAAGCAAGGACAACCACUGCUGUGUGGUUGUGCUGGAACCAGUGGAAAGACUUUCAGCUUCUGUUUCCUUCAGGGCUGAUGGAGAGAUUACAUCAUGUGACCUCCUUUUUGCCCAUCUCCAUGGCUACCCAGCAUUGGAAGAGGUAGUUGGGCUCCACAUAAAGGACCUGAUUCCUUCUGUGCAGAUCCCUACUCUAGGCAAAAAAAUCCCAGAGAAUCUCAGGAUCCAGCGAGCUGUAGGCAGAUCCAGAGAGGGUAACACGUUUCCUCUCAGUUUGAAGCUGCAAGUAGGGCUUCCGGAGGAGGACCAAGCAGCAGUGCAGGAAGAUGUUCCACAGACAACACAAGGGGGCUCUUCCACAGGCUACCAUUACUCUGCUACAGUUGUGGUUUUCUGUACCAUCAGUGGUCUUAUCACUGUCCAAUCAGAUGGAACCAUCUGUGGUAUCAAGGAUAGCUUUGCUUUGAUGCUGUUUGGCUAUGAAAAGAAGGACCUGGUGGGAAAGAACAUCACAUUCCUGAUCCCUGGUUUCUAUAACAACAUGGAAAGAAGCAGUGACUGUUCUUUGCCAUUGCCUUCUCUUGACAACUCCAUGGGGACAGAGGACAGCAGCUUCUUGGCUGCAUCUUUAGCAAGCCUUCUCUCAAAAGAUGAAGAGCAGAAAUUGGAAAGAAGACACAAAGAAGACAGAUUAAUACAUGAUGAGAUUAAACAAAAGAAUGGGACCAGUUUCUUUUCUACUCCCUCACCUCCUGAAGUGGCAUCCACACCCUCUAAUAGGUUAGAAGGCAAUCUAGACCUUGCAUCCUAUGGCCCCAUUAAGCCACCUUCUGAUUUUACUUGUAACUCACCUGGAACACCAACCAUGGAUGAGCCAUGUUCUGGGAGAACACUGGACUGCAGACAGGACUUUCACAGCCAGAUGCUUACAGGGCAAUUGUCAAAAACAAAUCUUGUGUGUGAUGCAAAACAUUCCAGCCUUGAGCCCAUUGUCAGUGAAAACUGCCUGCUAAAUGAUGCUUCAUCCUUCCUUGCAAAUGGAAGGAUCACAAUCCAUGAUGUUUGCUCUGGAAAUAAAAUGGGUUGCAGAGCUUCUGCACCAGGAGUUGCCACACCCUCUGAAAGUGUUACAGAGUUAGGCACUGAGCUGAACUGUAUUUGCUCUGUUCUUGAAGUACUGGAUCUGGAUAUUGGUGCCAAGGGGAACUCAAACAAUUGUUUGGGUAUUACUGCAGCUCUUGGAACACCCUCUUCUAAUACAGUGGACUGGGCUGGAGACAAUAUGCCAGCUCAGAAAAACAAUGCCCUUUCAACUGGUCAAGGAGGGCAGCUGGUGGAUGGUGUUACCAUAGAAGAUGGUUCUGGAUUACUGGCCUUCCCAAGGCAGAUAGAAAACUCAGAAGAAUCCUCCAAAGCAUUUCUUGAGAAGCCUAAAACUCUUGCAGAGUCUCCAAGGGACAACAUCAAGAGAAACCCCCUGAAAAGCAAAAGGAGUCCUGAAGAGGACUGUGUGUUGCAUGGGCAGGAAAAUCUGGAGAUAAAAAUUACAUCAACCCCAGUGAAACAAGAAGAAAGGCUGAAUCCAGCAGCUCCUUUGACCUUGGAGAUUCUGGAAGGCAGCUACUCUGGGAAUUGCUGUCACAGAGAUGGUUCACAGUUAAGUGUACUCUUUGAAGUGAAACGUGUAGAACUGCAGGACCCUGCCAUACUUUUCUGUGUCUGGGUGAUGAAAGACCUUCAGCGCCAGAAAGAAGCUGCAGCAAGCACUCAGCUUCUGCUCUCCAAUCUGGCAAGCUCUGCCCAGUCUUUUGCAGAUCUUUCUACACAGAGUCUUGGAGAAGCCAUCAGAUCAACUUCCCUUUUUGAGAAUUCCCGAAGAGCUGAAGAACUUGAAGGAUUAAGGGCAUGUGAGGGAGAAUAUGCAAAAAAUUAUACCACUCUCAGUCUUAUUGGCAAAGGAUCUUUUGGCUUUGUUUGGACUGCCAGGGACAAGCAAGAUCACCAGGAGGUUGUUGUCAAGUUCAUCUGGAAGGAGAGGGUGCUUGAGGACUGCUGGGUAGAUGAUCCUGACCUGGGGAGAGUUACUCAAGAAAUCUCCAUCCUUUUGAAGCUGCAGCACCCCAAUAUCAUUAAGGUGCUGAAUGUCUUUGAAAAUGAACACUUUUUCCAACUAGUGAUGGAGAAGCAUGGAUCUGGUCUGGAUCUGUUCACAUUCAUUGAUAAUCAGCCCAACUUGGAUGAGCCAUUAGCAAGCUAUAUAUUCAGACAGCUUGUCUCAGCUGUUGGGUAUCUCCACUGUAGAAAUAUUCUCCACAGAGAUAUCAAGGAUGAAAACAUUGUCAUUGCUGAAGAUUUUACCAUUAAAUUAGUGGACUUUGGUUCAGCUGCCUACCUGGAACCUGGCAAAUUGUUUUAUACCUUUUGUGGGACAAUUGAGUACUGCUCUCCAGAAGUGCUGUCUGGCAAACCGUACCAUGGCCCUGAGCUGGAGAUGUGGUCCCUUGGUGUCACCCUUUACACACUAGUAUUUGGAGAGAAUCCCUUCUGUGAGCUGGAGGAAGCAAUGGCAGCUGUCCUGAACCCUCCUUGGCCUGUGUCAAAAGGUCUCAUGGAUCUCAUGGCUGGGCUUUUGCAUCCCGUCCCAGAGCAGCGCACCACCCUCCCCGUGUUAGUAGAGGAUGGUUGGCUGAAGCAGCCUGUGAACCUGGGGGACUAUACCUGGGAAGAGGUAUUCAUCUCUCCUGAGUCAGGAAGCAACAGAUUCAGAAACAGCUCUGGUGAGCACACACAUGGAGACAGGCUCCCAGCUGUGGAGACUGAGCCAUCCUUGGAUGCUCCUGACUUUCUGCUGGAGGAGCCGCGCCAGCUCUACCACCACUUCCAGUACGCCUACUUCAGGAUGGGGAUUCAGCAGAAGGAGAUGGUGAAGGCCCGGCUUUUCCAAAUGCCCUUCGCCGAGCUCAGGAACCGGCACAUCUUCCUGGAGCGCCGGGGGCUCUACCAGACACCGCUCAAAGGCCAGACCCAAACCUCUAACCCGAAACUAAAGGACGUCCUUCAGCUCCCAGAAAAAGACUUCCUGGCCAGCCUGGCCUGCUCUACCGUGGAGGAGUAUGAAGUCUUCAAGAAGCUGCUGGCUCGAGAGGAGGAGGAAGAAGAAGAGGAGGAGGAAGAAGAAGAAGAGGACACAGAUGCGUUAUACACAGAGGAAGACUAA